CUUUACAGUGAGGUACAUUAUCAUAGCCUGCUUUAGGUAGCCUGCUUGCCCACUUGUCUGCGUUUAGGUACAAUACCUACCUAGAUUACAUACAUCUGCAAUUACAGUGCAGUACAUAGGCACAGCACAUACCACAUACAUGCCACAGCACUACAGCAGCAGCACAUUGUACCGAAUCACCGUUCCCGCAUCAAAUGCAAGCGCUGUCCGACUUAUACUGUACAUACGGAGUAGGCUCCCUCUAGCCUCUCACCUUCUCUAAACCACCUGACUUAGAUCUUCUUUUCGUCCCUUUUCCCACCUCGUGAAUAUUACCAAGGAUCUCUCAACAUCACUUCUUUUUACCUCGUCGUUGCUUGCUUUACAGAGUGAACGUGGCCACUAAUUUCCUUCCCCUUCUCUCUUAACUCUCUGACAUAGUCACUUGUUAUUCUCCGCUGGCGUUUCGACUUGCCUUGCUAUUUAUCAUCAUUUCGGCUACACGGCCCUCCCUCCGUGUUAAGACACACUACUGCUGAUCGGGUUUCCUGAAAGUCUUCGAUAGAGAGGAGAGAAGUCUUGUGUUGUGAUCCUACGAUGAUGGCGUCUAAUACAAUUGCUAUCCCAGCUGUCCGGUCCUCGGCUGCUGCCUACGACCAGUCUCCCAAGGCUACAACUAGCUCAUCUUCGUCAUAUUCAAGUUCUCCGCAAACCCCUAGUCCUAGUCCUAGUGAAGCGUCCUCGGUGCAGUCGGCACGCAAAUUGAAAUCAAUCCACCACCAUCGCCGACCUAGUUUAUUGAGCUCCGCCUUCUGCAAGGACGAAUGCACCGUUAUCAACAUCGGAGAUCCUGAUGGGGCACCUCGAUUGAUCUCAUACCUCGCCUCUAGUCAAGGGUUCGCCUGGAACCCCGAACUAUUCGUUCCGUCCUACGUCGAAUGCAAUUACAUACCCCUGGAAAAUCGGAGGGAACCCGUACACGAGAUCCGACUCAGUGACGAAGAGAUCAAGGGGAUGCUACCAUAACCGAUAAACCCCGUCUAGAGGCCCCCCCACUUGGGAUUUGUCUAUAGCGUCACUGCAAUCGAUCUCACAGAGCGUCGUUUCUUCC
This is a messenger RNA of Daldinia decipiens, 1090 nucleotides long. RefSeq lists its product as uncharacterized. Bases 577 to 1005 code for a protein of 142 amino acids. NCBI's taxonomy places the organism in Eukaryota, Fungi, Ascomycota, Sordariomycetes, Xylariales, Hypoxylaceae. The transcript is spliced from 3 exons. The record is from RefSeq and is a predicted model, not a curated record.